Messenger RNA from Megalobrama amblycephala (Wuchang bream), 2118 nucleotides. It is a transcript of the gene rab11al, whose product is annotated as RAB11a, member RAS oncogene family, like. The coding region runs from base 362 to 1015 and encodes 217 amino acids. Gene Ontology annotation, cellular component: postsynaptic recycling endosome; axon; transport vesicle. Gene Ontology annotation, molecular function: GTPase activity; GTP binding. The record is from RefSeq and is a predicted model, not a curated record. The transcript has 5 exons. Gene Ontology annotation, biological process: neurotransmitter receptor transport, endosome to postsynaptic membrane; melanosome transport; exocytosis. Lineage: Eukaryota; Metazoa; Chordata; Actinopteri; Cypriniformes; Xenocyprididae.
CAGUGACGUAAGUGUUUGCCUUAAGAUGAGACAGCAGGGCGAAACUUGGUUGACGUAGCACAGCAACAUCGUAUCAAAGUUGAUUAGCUAAAAUUUAGACGAAUUCGGGACCUUUUUGCUUAACGAUUACAUUAUAUAUAACUGUCGACAGAAGUAGAUAUAUAUUAUAUAUUUUUAUUUUUGAUUCUGACAGUCUUUAACGCAUGACGCGCGUAAUGAAGCGCUCGUGAUCAGCUGAUGCGAAGUUUUUUUGCCUUUGUAAUAAAUAUAAAAGCACCUUGUGGUUCUCCAGAAGAGCACAACGUCUUAAUAUUUGAAAACACGGAGUUCUUAUUAUUAAGCCGGUAAGAAGAUUAAAGUCAUGACGGGUAGAGAGGACGAGUAUGACUAUCUCUUUAAAGUGGUUCUGAUUGGAGAUUCUGGUGUGGGCAAGAGUAACCUGCUCUCUCGCUUCACCCGCAAUGAGUUCAACCUGGAGAGCAAGAGCACCAUCGGAGUGGAGUUUGCCACACGCAGUAUCCAUGUGGAGGGCAAGACCGUCAAGGCCCAGAUCUGGGAUACGGCUGGACAGGAGAGAUACAGGGCCAUCACAUCAGCGUAUUACAGAGGUGCCGUAGGAGCCCUGCUGGUGUAUGACAUCGCCAAGCAUCUGACCUAUGAGAACGCUGAGCGCUGGCUGAAGGAACUGCAGGAUCAUGCUGACAGCAAUAUUGUCAUCAUGUUAGUAGGGAACAAAAGCGACCUGCGCCAUCUGAGGGCUGUUCCUAUGGAUGAAGCCAAAGCGUUUGCAGAGAAGCAUGGACUUUCUUUCCUGGAGACCUCAGCGCUGGACUCUUCUAAUGUUGAACUUGCAUUUCAGACCAUUCUUACAGAAAUCUACCGUAUCGUGUCCCAGAGGCAGAUGUCAGGGCGUGGCGAUGACAGCUUCUCCCCCAGUGGUUCCAAAGUGGUUCCCAUUACUGUACAGCCCACACAGAAUUCUGGCAAGCAGGGUGCCUGCUGUCAGAAUAACUGAUCUGCCACAGCGCCACCAUGGGAUCUGGGGAAAAUCGACAACUUUGCUGGGCCGGGCUGCAAGGUUGACCGUGACCGUCCGACUGCGUUGUAUUCCCUUCGCGUGGUGUGGUUAAUAUAUGUAACGGACUUACUUGGUUAUGCCCAGAAUCAGUGAGUAAUAAUCUUCAAAAUUGGACAAUAAGGGAUGUUGAAAUUGAAUGGAUCAAACAUUUUCUCAGAACUAAGAGGCCACGCUUCUUGUUUCAGACUAAUUAGAAAUGAGCAGUUAGCUGGGGCGCUCAGACGUGGCUACUUUUUUCACUUUUUGUCACAGACAGUCUCCAUACAAACAAUGGGCUGGAAGAACGAAAAAAAGUGCAAAAUGUGUAAUGCUACCUGUAAAUAACUCUUGAAUGGUUUCUGAUCACAAUGGGGAUUCACUAGUGAAAUUAAUAUAUUUUUUCUUUUAGUGUGCCACCACAGAAGUAGUCUGACAACUUUUCCAUGCAUCUCUACUCCAGAGAAUAUGGUCAUCAUAUCCGCCUGUUCAGUCAAUUCUUACACAGACGCUGCUGUAACGGCUCUUUUGUAUUUAUUGAAUGCAAAUAUGAUCUUAUACUGUGGUAUCUUUGCUUUCUUUUGUCAUGCUUCUGUAAAUGUUUUUUUUUUUUUAUCACUAGAUUAUUGAUCGGAAUUUCUCAAGGGUUUCUUCUUCCAGUCAUGGCACUCAUUUGUACGAGCGCUGGGAGUGUUUUCUGUGGAUCAGAGUAAUGUUGAUAGGUUAAGCUAAUAGACAGAUGUAUGUGCUGUAGUGUUUGAGUAUAAGAGAGUAUGGUGUAUUCAGAUUUAGGGUUGGGAAUUGUUAUCUGGUUCUGAAAAAACAAAACUUACCAAAUUAUUUUCAUGCAGCCUGUUAUCAAUUUUUGAAUGUAUGCAUUCCUCUGCGUCGGCAUAAUAAAAUAUGCAGAAAAUAUACAAUACACGCACCUGAGCUGCAUUAAACAUGUCUGAUGGCAUGGAGAUCAUUGUGCAUCUUAUUUCAUGUCAAUUGUGAAUUUAAAAUCCGCAAUAAACUUUCAGGCACAUGAUUUUUGUUUCCCACUUAAAAAGUUUGGAAACUCA